This is a messenger RNA of Periconia digitata, 863 nucleotides long. The record is from the annotation of a GenBank genome assembly. NCBI's taxonomy places the organism in Eukaryota, Fungi, Ascomycota, Dothideomycetes, Pleosporales, Periconiaceae.
ACACAGCAUUUUGGCGCUUCGAUCGACUCCUAAGGAGGAUGGGGGAAAUGUGCACUGUUGGAAAACAUCAUGCGACACCGAUGGAUAGUAAAAAUAAUUAGGCGCUAAUCUUCCCGUACGACAGUAUACUGUUACGCGGUGCUUGUCGACCCACAAGUUCCUUCUGUGUCGUAGGGGCUUGGGAGCAUUUACUGGGAGGAGAACACCGAGAUUCCUCCUCAUCUUAGACUUUUCUUUUCUCGAAUGGUGACGAUGAGAUGACGACACGCUCAUCGUCGGCUCUCAAUUCAUUGUCCCAUUGAUGAAAUAGGAACAGCUGGACGUUGAGCAAACUUCGCAAACCCUUGAACUUUUUCUUGUUCCUGUCAUCAUGUCAUUUGUAUUCUCCAUACUAUUCCCGUAAAGGCAUUCUCUCAGCUCAACCUACGAGCCAGUUGAACAAGCGCCAGCACAUCUCGGUUCCCGGCGUCAGUGUUUGUGUUCCCCCGGUUGGAUAGUUCACUUUCUUCUAGAAUGUCCAGAGUCCGGAUGGGGGCGGGGACUCAUCGCAUCGUUCGUAGUACAUGUUUUAGGGCUGAAUUACACGCAUGCAUCAACAUAGGGAGCUAGGUGUUCGGCGAAAUUUCUAAACAUGGGGCUGAAUUCAGAGUUUAAUGAAGAUGCCUGAUCAACUCCAUCGCUCCGGAGAAACCCAUAAGUCAUUGUUCAACGCUUCCCGUGCAAUCGGGUACCGCGUAAUCCUACAAUUGAUGGCCUGCUCACAAACCUUGCCGUACGCCAAUUGCGUCUGUUGGCCACCUCUCGCAAUGACUCCACAGGUUUACUCGGUGCCAGUAGUGUUGUCGAAAGUGUCUUGCGGAUGA